GCAAUUCAAGGAAGGGAGGAGGAGAGGAGCUUAAGAAGGGUUGGUGGUGGUGUAGGAAGUGGUGGAGGUGGUGGGAAUUUGGAGUUAAUUGGGCCUCCUCUGAGUCCCCUCUCUCGUUCUCUGAGACGAGGGGAAAGGUGGCGUCAGACAUCACCGACAUAUAUAUACUACUACUACUGCUACUACAACGACACCUCCCGCCCUCCUUCCCUCUUUGUAAUUCUUACAAGAUUACAUGUUUAUCACAACCACCACCGGCAAGGCGGAAACACAUAUUGUAAUCGAACAUUGAUUCGCUUCCCGCAGCUGCCAACUUCAACAUUUACUACGGUCGCUGCUGCUGCUAAGGAUUUGCUACCUCCUACAUCUUCCUCGGCGGUAGGAGAAUAUAAAAAAGGUCGCACCUUUCUGAGGCAUUUGAGCUCGGAAAGAGAGAGAGAGAGAGGGAGGGAUUUCCAAGGUGUAUCUUUAAGAGGGACGAAGGGGAUCGAAACAUGGAGGGGUGGCUGCAGCUCGUCCGGUGCAAUCGUCUGGGACUGCAUUACACCCGGAAAAGAUACUUCGUCCUCGAAGGUAACGCCCUCAAUUGCUACAAAGGCGUGCCGGCGUCCGACAGAGAGGUUCCUCUAAGAAGUGUAUUGAUUUGUUCCAGCACGCGUAUCACAGACAAUGGUCGAGAGAGCAUACAGAGAAAUGUCUUAUAUAUAUUUACCAUCUGUAGCACUUCCAAUCCCAGCAAUCAAUUAAAGUUGGGCGCAAGGAGCUCUGACGAAGCAGCUAGGUGGAUCAGAAACAUAAUUGAAGCUGCAUUUAUGAACCCAAACAAAGAAGAAAACAAUGUGGCUUGUACAAAGAGAAGACGACAAUCCUUUAGGUUGAACCACAGGAAUGUGAGGAGUCGCAUGCACUCCAUAGAUUGGACAGUUCACUCAUGUAUCCAUGCUGAUCCACUGAUAUUUGAUGCCAUCUCUCCUUCCACGUGGAUGAUAAUUGGCUGUAAAAAUGGCUUACGGCUGUUUAAAGAAGAAAAAGAUGUUGGUUCUCCUACCAAGCAUAGGGAUGAUCAUCCAGGUAUGAUGGCAGUCGGUGUCAUUGAUGCAUCUUCUGAGGCCAUUUUCCAGACAGUGAUGUCUCUUGGACAGUCAAGAUCAGAAUGGGAUUUUUGCCUGUUGGAGGGUAAUGUGGUUGAGAGCUUGGAUGAACACACUGAUAUUAUCCACAAGAAGCUGCGUGGUGAUUGGCUACCAUGGGGAAUGAAAAGAAGGGAUUUAAUAUUAAAGCGUUCCUGGAGGAAGGAAGAUGAUGGAACAUAUGUUAUCCUAUAUCACUCAGUGAUCCACUAUAAAUGCCAACCUGAAAGAGGCUAUGUCCGUGCUUGUCUUAAAAGUGGAGGCUACGAAAUAUCUCCCGUGAACCAAGGAAAACAAUCAGUUGUGAAGCAUAUGCUUGCAAUUGAUUGGAAAUUUUGGAAAUCAAAUAUGUUUACCUCAUAUGCAAGUAUUACAAUGAAGAUGCUAGGAAGGGUUGCAGCUCUUCGAGAAUUCUUCCGUGCAAAACUUGGUAACUGUGCAUUCUCAGAUUUCACAUUAGAUGGUCUGACAAGAGAGAUUAUAUUGCCACAGAUUGAGGAACAAAUUAAACUAGACAUGCAAACAGUGGAUGAGAAUAGUAAAAUUGAAAACUUCGUAGAAGAGUCACAAAUGUCUCCUCCCAGACAUACUGGAAAUGGAUCAUCAAAUCAACUGAAUGAUGCAGCUGAUGAAUUCUUUGAUGUUCUUACUGAAUCAGAGUAUGAUCAAACAGAAAACUAUUGUCCUUCUGAUGAAGGCAUGCAAUCCCAGUUAAUUCAGGACCAAUGCCAAGACAAGUUACCUACAACUGCAGUUUUCAUAAAGAAGUUGCAUGAUAUCACAGUUACUUGUUAUUUCUAUGCUGAAUUAGAAGAUGAAUCUAUUGGAGAUAGCAUGCCAUGUAGCUAUGGGACCACUCUUCCAAAAGAUCCAAGUUGUAGAAUGGCUUGUAGUUGGGCAAUGGCAGAUCCUUCUACAUUCGCAAUUCGUGGUGAAUCUUACUUGCACGACCAUCAAAAGGUAAAAGCCAAUACUACCUUGAUGCAGAUGGUAGCUGCUGAUUGGCUGAAAUCAGACAAGCGUGAAGAUAAUCUUGGUAAUCGAACCGGGGGGAUUGUUCAGAAAUAUGCAGCACAAGGUGGCAGCGAGUUUUUCUUUGUUGUGCACAUGCAGGUCCCAGGUUUGACCACAUACAGUCUAGCUUUAUAUUAUAUGAUGGACACUCCAUUGGAAAAUGUUCCCUUUCUUAAAAAUUUUGUGAGAGGAGAUGAUUCAUAUAGGAACUCAAGGUUUAAACUAAUCCCAUGUAUAUCAAAGGGUUCAUGGUUAGUGAAGCAAAGUGUCGGUAAGAAAGCAUGUCUAAUCGGUCAAGCGCUUGAAAUCAAUUAUUUUCACGGGAGCAACUACAUUGAGCUCGCGAUCGAUGUUGGUUCAUCAUCAAUCGCCAAGGGUGUUGUCAGUCUCGUUGUUGGUUACUUGAAUAGUUUGGUGAUCGAAAUGGCAUUCCUGAUUCAGGGUGAUACACAAGAAGAGCUUCCAGAGGUCCUUCUUGGAACUUGCCGGUUGAACCAUCUUGAUAUCUCCCAAGCUGUUCAGAUUAGUUCAUGGUGAUAUUAAGAUGAACUUGUUGCCUAAUUUUGAUUUUUUAUGAGAUUUUAUUCCAUCAAAAACUUGGCUAGGUAUGUUUAUUCUCAUCGUUUUGUUGAUUGGCAGAUCAAUUUCAUUGGAUGAUUCUUCCUAACGGUGUCAAAUCAAUGUAUAAUUUCCUUUAGAAUCGUGGGGGGGAAAGACAAUGUUGAAUACGGAACCCAAGGAUUUUUGAUGUUCUAACUUCACUGAAAAGCAAAUGAUGAAAAAAGCUUAAUGUUCUCGAGCAAGCAGGAGAACUACAUUAAUCCUGUGCUUGUGAAGAAACGUGAUGUUCUGCAGCUGCUGGCCACAACUUGUCUAUCUGACAAUGUUCUCCAUCCUCAUCUCCGCAAGGUCUGUUGUGUGUUUACACCAAGACCCAGUUGUGAACUUGGAGCAUGUGAUUAGUCUGUCAUACAAUGCAUGCUUGAUCUCUUCCUGCUAUGUUUGACAUCAUCAGGAAGUCAUUCACAUAUAUGAAUCUCUAUCUUCAAUAGCUGUUCAACUGUGCCUCUGGUUGUUGGCACACAUCUGCCAGCCAUUUUG
Molecule: messenger RNA, 3245 nt
Organism: Musa acuminata AAA Group (dessert banana)
Lineage: Eukaryota; Viridiplantae; Streptophyta; Magnoliopsida; Zingiberales; Musaceae
Product: protein ENHANCED DISEASE RESISTANCE 2-like
Exons: 22
Coding region: 495-2681 (728 amino acids)
Molecular function (GO): lipid binding
Source: RefSeq, a predicted model, not a curated record